UUCUUCACCACGCAGCAGCAGCCGCACGGACUGAGGUGGCUUCCAGCUUUCGCUGCGCGCACAUACCUCCGCCACGCCGUUCUCCCUCCCCCCCGAGCCCGACAGCGAGCAGCCAGCAGCCAGCACCAUGAAUGGCCAGAUCAAUGGUUUGCACCAGAGCCUGCUGGACGAGAGGACCUUCCUGUUCACUUCCGAGUCCGUGGGCGAAGGUCAUCCAGAUAAAAUCUGCGAUCAGAUUAGUGAUGCUGUGCUGGAUGCCCACCUCAAACAAGACCCUGAUGCCAAAGUUGCUUGCGAGACUGUCGCAAAAACUGGUAUGAUUCUGCUGUGUGGUGAGAUUACCUCCAGGGCCUCUGUUGACUACCAGAAGGUUGUACGAGAUACGAUUAAACAUAUUGGAUACAAUGAUUCUUCAAAAGGCUUCGACUACAAGACCUGCAAUGUUCUAGUUGCUUUGGAACAACAAUCUCCAGAUAUUGCACAAGGUGUUCAUUUGGAUAGGAAUGAAGAGGAUAUUGGUGCUGGAGAUCAAGGUCUUAUGUUUGGUUAUGCCACAGAUGAGACUGAAGAGUGCAUGCCCCUUACCAUUGUUCUUGCUCACAAACUGAAUGCCAAAAUGGCUGAGUUACGCCGUAAUGGCACUCUACCCUGGCUCCGACCAGAUUGCAAAACACAGGUCACUGUGCAGUACCUGCAGGACCAUGGUGCUGUUAUUCCUAUCCGUGUGCACACAAUUGUCAUAUCUGUGCAGCAUGACGAAGAUGUUCCACUGGAUGAGAUGAGGGAUGCUCUGAAGGACAAAGUAGUCAAGGCUGUGGUGCCUUCCAAGUACUUGGACGAGGAGACCAUAUAUCACCUGCAGCCCAGUGGACGUUUUGUUAUUGGUGGACCACAGGGAGAUGCGGGCCUCACUGGCCGAAAGAUCAUUGUUGACACCUAUGGUGGAUGGGGUGCACACGGGGGUGGUGCUUUCUCUGGCAAGGACUACACCAAAGUGGAUCGUUCUGCUGCUUAUGCUGCUCGAUGGGUUGCCAAGUCUCUGGUAAAAGCUGGUCUGUGCCGACGUGUUCUUGUGCAGGUAUCCUAUGCUAUUGGAGUAGCACACCCUUUGUCCAUCUCCAUUUUCUCCUACGGCACAUCUGAAAUGAGUGAGAAGGAACUCCUGGGGAUCGUGAAGAUGAACUUUGAUCUGCGUCCUGGUGUUAUUGUCAGGGAUCUGGACUUGAAGAAGCCAAUUUACCAGAAGACAGCAGCCUACGGCCAUUUUGGUAGGGAUAGCUUCCCCUGGGAAGUGCCUAAAAAACUUAAGUGCUGAGUGUAAAGUCUUUCUCCCCAGAUCUGUUGGUGUAUAAUACAGAGAAGCUGCAGACUCGGGGAGAAAGACCCUUUCCAUAUAUCCUGUCCUCCAUAACUCCCAUUUGCUAGUGGCGGAAUCUAUCUUCUUUCUUUACUCCCAUUCUCUAUCACGCGGAGUUUGUCCUUGACCCUCUUGUGCUAGCCACUGAAUUGCUAAUAUGUAGUUUCUGUUCAGGGUGAGGGUUGAAAGGGACCAUAAAGCAGAGGAUCAAUUUUUUUGGGUUUGGAUGACCAGACACUAAGUGUCCCCAUUACAACUGUAACCCUAUGUCUGCAAGACCUGCUUUGCAUAUCAUGCCCCAAAUGAAACCUAUAGUGUUGCUUGUACACAAAGGUCAGUGCUUUGCCCAAACAUUGGGACACUUACAGUAAUGGUGCUUAUUGUGUAGUCCUGGCCCAUAGUGUGAUUUAAAUGUCCUGACUAUCAUGCAGUCCUAUUUGGAUUACCAACUUGGAGUUUUAACUUCUUACCAACCCCUAUUUUUCUUUGAGGACGUACGUAAUGAUUUUUAAACAGCAAAAGGGUUUUCAAAGGAAAUAACAACUAGCUAUGCAUCGUUGUUUCUGCACUAGCCAAACCUCGUUUUUAAACUUUGUUUUGAACAGGCUCUUGUGGCAAGGGUUCCCUCCAAGGCCUGUAGGUUGCACACUUUUGGUAUUUUUUAAAAUCUUUAAGGAAAUAUCCAUAACUGCACAAUGAGCUCCUGGGUUUCAGUCAAGUGGACAUAGCAGUCAUUGUUGUUGAAGCUGGUGUAGAUACAGAGAAGCCAGCAAAAUGAUGGCUCCAGGAAUUUAACCUUCAUACUUGAAUAAUAUUACGUUCCUAUUUAUUCUGAGACCUGGCGUAGUUACAGAGAAGCCAGUGUCGCAGUAGGCAGCUUAGAAAAGUCAUAUUUUUUAAGAGAGAAAUAUAUUGCAAUUCCUUCAGUCACAGUAUCCCUGGUAAGCCUAAGGUGUCCUACAGAAAGCUCUUGGGCUUGACCUACAGGGGGUCUGGCUGGUGUUAAACACAGGGGCAGGCAUGUCCAGCAGUUGGUGAGUGCCUCUUGGCUGGUGUUGUACAGAGAAGCUGGCCUGUUUACAUGCUCUCAGCCACUGCUGUGAUCGGCAAGUGCCUUUUUGUAACUUAGCAGUUAUUACGUAUGUCUGUUAUCAGAAGUCCAAAUGCUAGACCUCAAUAAAGUGCUAGGUUCUCCAUAUAAACUGCUUAUUUGUGUCUGCAUAUUCCUUAUUACAACGGCUAUAAAAUCCUACUUGGAGCUGAGCACGCAAAUUUUAAUACUGCUACUGCUGGUUAAUACUUGAUCGGUGAAGGUGUUGCUCAACUAAAGACGAAGCCUGCAGGGAACCAAGAUGGGGUAUUUCAGUGCUGUAUAUCAUGUGUUCCUGAGGUAGGAACUGGCAGCUUAAUGCUUCAUUGACUAUUUCCUAGCAACUAAUGCUAAUCUACCAGCUUUGUAUGCAUUUUCCAGGAGUUACUGAAAUACUGCAUUUCCAAGUCAGCAUGAUAUCUUUAGUUUGUGUCUUGUUAAGCUGCCUGAAUCUCCCAUUGGUAGUAAACAUGAAAGCUUUCAACAUCUGCAUACACUGGAACGUCUAGGACAUGCUCCUGUUGCCUUCCUAAAAGUCUUGGUGGUGUAAAGCAAAUUACAAGCUCAAGUUCUGCACAUAAGAUUUGGGUAAGAUAGGUUAAGGGUGCAGCAUCUGUCCACAUGUCCAGGAAGCCUAACUAGUACUCACCAUUCAAGCUCACUGGGCUUACAUGGGUAGUGCAUUCCCCUUGAUGUACAAGUCCAGCAGUGAAGCUUCGUCACAUUUGGUAGGUUGAAUUGAACCUUGGCUGACCUACUUUUAUAGCAUAGAACUUAAUCUGAUAUUUAAAGCUCUUGGACAGCUGAGAAUUGUGUACCACCAUUCAAAAUGCUGGGUGAACUCAGCAAGUCAGGCAGCACCUAUGGAGGGGAAUAAACAGUUGACAUUUCAAGCCCAGACCCUUUGGAACUGGAAUGGAAGGGGCAAAAACAAGAACAAGAUGGAGGAGGGGGCCAGUAAGGAGUACAAGCUAGUAAAGCUCCUUUGGUGGGUUUAUUCAUUGUGAGCAGUAUUUGUAUACAUUUUGUAUAUUCACCAUAUUGCUGAUUUCAAUGGCAAAACCAGUAGAAGAAACUUCCCCAUCAGGGCCCCUUAACACCUUGCAGGUUCAUUUCUGCUUAAAUGGAAUAUCACUCACCAAAUCAAGAUCUGCACUCAGCUGUAAAUUUCAAAAAGUGAAUGUCAGGAGGUAAAUGUUUGAAAGAGGGACUAAGCCUAUACUUAAAUCCUAUUCAGAAGUAGGAGUAUACCCAAGUUUAUUUCUGUGGCAUGAAGAAUGUAAGAGGCCCUUCUCCAGUCAUACAAAUUUUUUCCAUAGAAAGCAUAGGUCAGCCAACUACUAUCUUAUCUCUGCUCUUUCAGGCAGAUGGAAUGUAUUAAGUGCUAUCAUGUACUGUUAACCUAAACCACCCACAGAUACAAAAGAAAAUGCAGAGGUACUUCAAUAGAUGUUGCCUGACCUGUAAUAUCUCUAAGGUACUUCAGAAAAUACAGGAAAAACUCAGCAGUUCAGGCAGCAUUUAUUGAGAGGAAUGAACAGUUGAUGUUUCUUCAUUAGGACAUUUCAUUUCAUUUGUGUUUAUGAUUUGUGAUAACUCCUCAUCUUUCUGGUUCUGGGUUUUCAUCAUCAAUUAUUUAGUACAUUGGAAUCAGCCAAACACUACUGGUUUAAAAACCCAAACUCUUGUUGCAGCCUUAUUUGCAAUUCUAUAUAUAAAAGCUAAAUGUUGGUUCUUGUAUUAUCGUGAAAUACCAGGGUCACUAUUUGACAAAAUAUUAAUGGAAACUGAGGGAAUCAUAUCCAGUGCAAACAGGUCUAUCACUGCUGCACAUGUUGGCCUUACAUUCAGUAGAGUAUAUACUAUUGUAUCUUAAUUGAGCUGGAUGUCUCAUACAGUACCAUUUUAUGUUACUUUGCCAUUCUUGGGAGAUUUUUAUGUAUUACAAAUAAUCCCAGUCCAGCAAAAUUGUGAAUUUGACUAGAUACAUCAUUCAGGCCAAUAGAUUGCAAUGUGAGAUUUUUUUUUCCAUUUUAAGCUGAAACUAAUAAAUCAUAAAUUAUGAUGUGUAAA
Mobula hypostoma (lesser devil ray) is the source of this 4520-nucleotide messenger RNA. It is a transcript of the gene mat2ab, whose product is annotated as methionine adenosyltransferase 2Ab. The record is from RefSeq and is a predicted model, not a curated record. Gene Ontology annotation, cellular component: methionine adenosyltransferase complex; cytosol. Gene Ontology annotation, molecular function: methionine adenosyltransferase activity; ATP binding. NCBI's taxonomy places the organism in Eukaryota, Metazoa, Chordata, Chondrichthyes, Myliobatiformes, Myliobatidae. The transcript has 9 exons. Gene Ontology annotation, biological process: S-adenosylmethionine biosynthetic process. The coding region runs from base 128 to 1315 and encodes 395 amino acids.